Sordaria macrospora k-hell is the source of this 1014-nucleotide messenger RNA. NCBI's taxonomy places the organism in Eukaryota, Fungi, Ascomycota, Sordariomycetes, Sordariales, Sordariaceae. The record is from RefSeq and is a predicted model, not a curated record.
AUGGAUAUCCUCCAGCGGCGCAGGCUCGCUACCCUCGACUUCAACAACCCGGGCGAUCACUUAACGCCGGCAAUGCAAAUACGAAACGAAGCAACACACACAUUACCUGAAGGGGCGAACCCUACCAUCGCCCCCUUCAACACAGGACUCAAUGGAGUCAAUCAACCUAUGAACCUCCUGUUUAGGGACAUCCUCUGGCUUAGUAUGGGGGCGGUCGCCGUCGUGGUACUGGGAGUCAGGAUAAUAGAGCUAUCAUGGGCGAAGCUCAGGUUAUUAUCAGCCAUGUCCAUCCCAGGCGAUAGGCAACACUUUUGGAAGGUCAAGCAAUGGAGCUGGAUGCCGGGUAUGAAAAGGAGUCUCAUCUACGCCCCUUUAUGGAACAAACGCCACAACCGAGAAAUCCGACUCUCGAGCGCCAUGAACAUGGGUACUCUACCAUCGAGGCUCCACAGCGUCCUUCUCGCCCUGUAUCUGGCCAGCAACCUAGCGUACAUGUUCGCCCUCAACUGGGGCAACGAAAACAAGUACUCCUUCUUGGCUGAACUUCGUGGCCGGUCGGGCACUCUUGCUAUGGUGAACAUGGUCCCGCUCAUCAUCCUCGCAGGCCGAAACAAUCCGCUUAUCGGCCUGCUACAAGUCAGCUUCGACACUUACAACCUCCUUCACCGAUGGAUGGGCCGUGUCGUGGUCUUAGAGGUGCUCCUUCACAUGAUCGCAUGGGCCGUCGUCCAGAUAGCCGACAAUGGCUGGGCGGGAGUCAAAGAGAAGACACUCAAUGACCGCUUCAUCGGCUCAGGAAUGUUCGGCACAGCCACCAUGCUCCUCAUUAUGAUCCUGUCUCUGUCUCCUAUCCGUCACGCCUUCUACGAGACCUUCCUCAAUACGCACAUCAUCCUGGCCUUCCUCUCCUUCGGCGCGACAUGGGUCCACUGCGUCACCGCGACCAUUGAGGGCGGACUCCCCAGAUCCCCUGGAUCAUCGCUAUCUUCAGCGUCUGGGUCGCUGAGCGCCUAG